AUGGACUCUGAAGAAUCUAAAAGAAAGUGGCAAAAGCAUAUCGGCUAUGAUUCAGAUGAAGCCUCUGAUGAAGAGGCUCUCUAUCAGUGAAGCCAAACGGGCAUUUUUCUCAAAAAUCUCUUUCAUGAAACUCAACCAAGAGCAGCAAGGACUAUUGAUCAUAAAGCAUUCAUAUCAUCUACAGAACCGGCCAAAAACUAUUUCAAAGUCCAACUCAUAACCAUCGCUCAUUACCGAAAAUCCGUGCUCCAAAUGAAUCUACCGAUACAACCCAAGCAGCUCCACCAAUAA
Messenger RNA from Blepharisma stoltei, 291 nucleotides. Lineage: Eukaryota; Ciliophora; Heterotrichea; Heterotrichida; Blepharismidae. The record is from the annotation of a GenBank genome assembly.